AUGAAGCUAUCAAAUUUAAAUUCAUUAAUGUUUACGGUAUCAUUCCUUACGUUCUCGUCGGCACAAAAAAUUCUUGAUGCCUCUCCAUUAAUCACAUCAUCCAAUUCAGAAUUCGGAGGAGCGAUUGAAGGUGCAUCAGUGGAUGUGAAUGGGAAUAUUUUCGCAACAAAUUUUGACGCAAAGUUAUUCAAUGUUGGUAGAAUUACACCAUCACAAUCUCUUUAUCAUACUUCUACAUCAUUGGGAACAAAAUUCAAUGGUAUAAGAUUCAUUCCAUUAACAAAAUCGCAAGUUGAUCAAGGUAUUAAAAGUGUAGCAUUUUUGGCCAAUGUAAAUGAAAAUCAAAUUGCGAAAAUCGUUGAAGACAAGGAUGGCAAGAUCGAACAAAGUUCAUUCUGUCAAGAUCAAACUUUAUCCUUACCAAAUGAUGUAGCGUUUAGUUAUCUACAUGAUAAAAUUUAUAUCUCUGCACAAAAUUUUACUGAAGAUACCGUUAUAGGUGAUGGAGGUUUAUGGAUCUGUGAUGGUAAAAGUGGUGAAACGAUGAAACUUGAAUCAUUUGGUAGAACAAAUGGUGUAGAGGUGUCUCCUGACGAAACGACUUUAUACCUUUCGGAAGCUUUUAAUAAAGGUGCUAAAGUGAUAUCAAAUAAAAUUUGGAAAUUUGAUAUAGAUCAAAGUACAGGAAAAGUAUCUAAUCAAGCACUUUUCGUGGAUUUUGAAAAAUUAGAUGGUACUCAAGCGAUUGAUGUUGAUGGCAUGAGGACCGACAUUGAUGGGAAUUUGUAUGUCACGAGACACGGUGAAGGUCAGGUUGUAGUAUUUUCCUCUAAAGGUUCAAUUAUAUCUAGAGUGAAAUUAAGUUCUAUUAUCAAAACUACCAAUUUGGAAUUUGGCGGUAAAGAUGGGAAAACUUUGUUCGUUGUUGGCGCUUGUAAAGAUGAUGAUACGAAAGGUUGUGUAGACACCGUUCAAAAUGAUGUGCUCGGUAGAGCGUUUUCUGCUUUAAAAUCUCUAAACGGAAAGAGAUAA
Messenger RNA from Funneliformis mosseae, 1032 nucleotides. The record is from the annotation of a GenBank genome assembly. Lineage: Eukaryota; Fungi; Glomeromycota; Glomeromycetes; Glomerales; Glomeraceae.